AUUCCGCCUAAAAUUAAAACUUGCACCCGCCUUUUUUCCACACCCUGCUCUGGAGAAAUACAACCAAAGGAUGAAAGACGGAAUGAACUGCCUUUGACAUCAACGUAUACAAAUAGCCCGCUUUCUUCGCUUUGUGCUCUAAUUGGUCGAUUGUUGCUGUUACCACAGGGAUAGCGUAGUAACCGAGCUAGAACUCCUCCUCUUUCGCCAUAUAUGGGAAAACAACGCCUACAGGGUGAACGGCGAUUGGUCAGCGUGUGUUCUCUCCAAUGUUUGUAAAUUGUAGUCUUGAGACUCCGCUGUUUGUAUCUCAGCGCGCAAAUGUAUUUUUUUAGUGUUGAUAAACUCUUCUUUUUUGAAUUGUACUUAAAUAUAGUUGAGCUGUAGAAACGGCGGGCUGGCAGAUCUUGGCAGCGCUUUGGAUCACAACGAACCGAGUAAGCAGGCAGGAACAGAGAGUACCAUGGUUCUGAGCCAGAUGGAAGCCGGUAAAGCUUUGACGGCGGCAGCAGCCAAAGGGAAUACCAUCAAGGUGCAGACGAUCCUGGAGGAAGGCAGGGUGCAUCCCGAUACUCUGAAUGAGUUCGGCAGGACUGCUUUACAGGUGAUGAUGAUGGGGAAUGCCAAAAUUGCGCGUUUGUUAUUGGAAAAAGGAGCAGACCCCAACAUCCAGGACAAACAUGGGAUAACCCCCGUCCACGAUGCAGCACGGACAGGAUUUCUGGACACCCUGGAGGUUCUGGUGGAGCAUGGCGCUUCAGUGAACAUUCCAGACCAGAAUGGCGCCCUGCCCAUUCAUUUUGCCAUCCGUGAAGGCCACCGAGAUGUUGUGCAGUUCUUGGCGCCCCGAUCAGACCUGAAGCACGCCAACGUCAGCGGUCAGACAGCGGUAGAUGUAGCCAAAGCUUCCUGUGUGCCACAUAUGAUGGACUCACUUUUUGCUCACAUUCAUAGUUAGUCAGAAGAAUCCUCUGCUUAACCCAAACCUCACAGUUCUUGUUGACUCUUUUUAAAAUGUUUUUUUUUUUGGGGGUUUUAUGUGCUUUGACCUGGUGACUUGAAUUCAUUGCUGUGUAAAGAAUUAUUAUUAUUAUUAUUAUUGUUAAUAUUUUUGUUAAUGGCAGCUUAGCAUUAAUAUGACACAGGACAUAUUGUCUUGGCAGCUUAUUUCCAGUGGAUGGGUGGCUAUAUACUGUAGACACCUCUUUUGCACAGUGCAAUUUAGGCACCUUAAUAUACAUAUAUCUUUUUCCCCUGUUAAUUGGGAGUGCACAUUUGUAGAAAGUUUGACCCCAGUGUUUUUUUAUUGCAUGAAUUGCAACAGUUCAUACACAUGUAUGUUUCUUUUUAACUUACAAAACUUGACGUGGUGCAUCCUGAUUGCCUUGCAUAGUUGUGUUUCUCUUAAUUAGAUGUACUUAGACUUUCAAUUUACUCUUAUUUAUUUUUGGAAUAUGACUGAAUAUUCCUGUGACUUUGUAAAUGCCAUUUAUUGUGAUUUGUUGAAAUGUUAUUUAUAUAAAUACCUUUAAGACAAAAGUGAAAUUAUUCACUUUAAUAUUUGAAGAAGA
Melanotaenia boesemani (Boeseman's rainbowfish) is the source of this 1571-nucleotide messenger RNA. It is a transcript of the gene cdkn2d, whose product is annotated as cyclin-dependent kinase inhibitor 2D (p19, inhibits CDK4). The record is from RefSeq and is a predicted model, not a curated record. Gene Ontology annotation, cellular component: nucleus. NCBI's taxonomy places the organism in Eukaryota, Metazoa, Chordata, Actinopteri, Atheriniformes, Melanotaeniidae. The transcript has 3 exons. Gene Ontology annotation, molecular function: protein kinase binding; cyclin-dependent protein serine/threonine kinase inhibitor activity. The coding region runs from base 464 to 958 and encodes 164 amino acids. Gene Ontology annotation, biological process: regulation of cyclin-dependent protein serine/threonine kinase activity; negative regulation of cell population proliferation.